Pyrus x bretschneideri (Chinese white pear) is the source of this 2467-nucleotide messenger RNA. Its product is annotated as tubulin-folding cofactor C. Gene Ontology annotation, molecular function: tubulin binding. Gene Ontology annotation, cellular component: cytoplasm. Lineage: Eukaryota; Viridiplantae; Streptophyta; Magnoliopsida; Rosales; Rosaceae. The coding region runs from base 896 to 1960 and encodes 354 amino acids. The record is from RefSeq and is a predicted model, not a curated record. Gene Ontology annotation, biological process: post-chaperonin tubulin folding pathway; tubulin complex assembly. The transcript has 4 exons.
GUAAAUUUCUCCCCCCACCCCCACCAAAACCUCUCAACCUCCAUUUUGUUCAUGCUCCACUUUCGAACAAACCCUAACAAUUCAACAAAUACACACCACUUCCGAACAAACCCUAACAAUUCAACACAUACAGAGCGACGCGGUGAGCAACUCAGUUGUCAAUGGCAUGCGAAUCGUUGACUUGAAUCGAAGAGAGAGGAUCUGAGUCAUCGGCGAUAUAAUUUAGAUUGUGUAUUGACCCGGUCUGAUGGGUGCUGCGGGCUCCAAACUCUAGAAGGCUCUCGGCGACCAGUUUCCGGAAGGCGAGCGACAUUUCGGGCUCGAGAAUUUCGGCAACACUUGCUAUUGUAACAGCGUUUUGCAGGCUUUCCGUUCCAAGUACAGAGGCAGUGUUCCUUUGCUUGCAUCAAUCUUUUGGAAGUGUUUGACAAAAAAAAACUUUUGGAAGUGAUAAUAACUGCUGUUGUUACAGAGACAAAAAAGCCCCGCACUCAUCUCUUUCCUCCCGAUUUCUUCCUGCCUGGCUGUCGUCCUGUUUUACCCCUGCUCACUUGGUUCGACUUCUCCUCACCAAGCAACCACUCUACCCCAGAUCUGUCAAAUUGAAGUUCCUCUCCUUCAACCUUUGCAUGUUGGAUUUCACAUCAACAGCAUCUCCCUAUAACCUUGGAGCCUUGUUUGGAUUCAAGCUUUCCGACGGUAAUUGGAUGAUUCCUCCGUCACACGCCAUCAAGGUGAAAUUUGGAUAACAAUUCUCAAGAUAAAUGGUGCCACAAAGUGGCAUAUGAAGCAAGGCUCUUGUUAAUUUGGCUAAACCCAAAUACCGAAUUCCCUCAUUUUUCUCUCAAAUUCUGCACAUUUUCGCUUUCUCAAAUCAACCGCAUAUCUACCAUCGAUGGAAAAUGAAGAAGUAGCUCUGUCAUCAAACCCUAACCCUAACCUCCUAGUUGCAGAUCCAUCCCUCCAAAAGAAGCACCAAUCAAUGCUUGACCGCCUCUCCAACCGCCACCAAACUCGUUUAGAUAACUCACUCACCCGUCGAUCUGCUGAGUCCGACUCGUCCUCUUCCCCUUCCUUCGAGUCCACAUCAAAUUUCCUCUCCCGCUUUUCCAACUCCAAGAGCUCCAUCGAGUCCCAACUCGCCCAAUGCCGGCUCUGUGAUCCGACUCAAGUCAAAUCCCACCUCGACCAAAUCUCCUCCUCCAUAUCCGAUCUCGAGAAGCUCGUUGCUGAGAACUCGUACUUCUUACCUUCCUAUGAAGUUCGGUCCUCGCUCAAGACGACGUCGGAUUUGCGGCAAAGUCUUGAGGUUUUGAGCGCCGAGUUGUUACCCAAAAAGAAAUUCUCUUUCAGAAACAAACCCAUCAGAAAAGACCCAAUCGCCGAACCCAAAGAGGAGGAGAAAGAGCAGGAACCUGAGAAGAAAUCGGGUUUCCGGGUUCCAGACUCCCCGGGUUUCUGGAACAAGAAAGGAGAGAUUUUGGUGCAUAAUUUUAAGGGAUCGGAAGUGGGAGAGUUUUCAAUUUCGGACCUUGAUUCCUGUGAGGUGAGGCUAAUGGGCUCCGUGAGAGCGCUUUUUGUUCACAGAUUAAGGAAUUGCAGGCUUUAUACUGGCCCUGUGACGGGUUCAGUUUUGGUUGAUGGUGUUGAAGGGUGUGUUUUUGUGAUGGCCUCGCAUCAAAUUCGGAUUCACAAUGCGAAAACGAGUGAUUUUUAUCUGAGGGUGAGGAGCCGGCCAAUAAUUGAGGAUAGUUGUGGGGUGAGGUUUGCGCCAUACUGUUUGACAUAUAAAGGAAUUGAGGAAGAGCUUAGGGAGGCCAGUCUUGACAAAGAGACAGAGAAAUGGAGCAACGUGGAUGAUUUCCUGUGGUUGCGGGCUGUUCAGUCACCCAAUUGGUCUAUUUUGCCGGAGAAUGAGAGACUUGGUUUGGUUGAUAUUUCAAAGUCCGUGGAGAGUUAGUUUGUUAUCCAUUUUGUUUGUCACGAGGGUGUGCUUGGAGUAUAAAGGUAACAUUCUUUUGUUGUAUUUGGUGUUAAUAUGGAUAUGGAUUACGGAAAUGUUGAGUCUAUUGGUUUCUCUAGCAUUCAGUACUUAAGCCUAUGGUUAUAUGAAUUUACAUUCUUACUCAGUUUCAAUUUUAUCUGCCAAGAUGAUUUUGAGGUUGCAGUGUGAAAUUGUGGGAACUUGGAACUAGCUCAUGUUGGAUGAGAUUGGUUCUGGAAAGGGUAGUGGAAAAGAUAUGGCAAUCUCGUUGCUCAUACCCAAUCAAGAAGUCAAGAUUUUUAUUUGAAAUGUCUUGUUUAAAUACAUUAUUUUGUUCUGGAGACGCGGGGUCUGGAUUUAUAAGAUAUUUUCCUCGGCUGUGAGUUUGAUGAUCUGUGGUGUCUGUUGUGUGGGUUGUUAUUGGUUGAUAUUAUAGACAUGUAAAAGUGAAGUCUCAAGUUAUAUAAACUUUUGUUUUUUUGA